Messenger RNA from Trichoderma harzianum CBS 226.95, 1653 nucleotides. RefSeq lists its product as hypothetical. NCBI's taxonomy places the organism in Eukaryota, Fungi, Ascomycota, Sordariomycetes, Hypocreales, Hypocreaceae. The record is from RefSeq and is a predicted model, not a curated record. The transcript is spliced from 6 exons. The coding region runs from base 1 to 1653 and encodes 550 amino acids.
AUGGCCAUCACACAACCAGGCGGCGGCGUGAGCACGGCGCACGUCAAUAUGAUGACGGAUACUAUCAUCGCCAACCUCCCUGCCGAUGGCCUUCGUGUGGUGAUGAGGGCACUUUUGGUACUAUUUCCAGAAAUCACACACGCUUUCGAAUGUGAGACGAAGAAAUUUGUCGAGCAGAGAGCUCUGUCUUCGAUAAUAGGAAAAGACAAAAAGCCAAGUCUCCCCGAGCUGAACAAGACGCAGCAGAUCGCCCGCAGUAUGCUUGGAUGUGGACUCUCAUUCAAAAGCCUUCAGUUGUUCCAGAACUUAGUCGCUCAGGGAACGGUUCUCAUAUCAAGAACUAGCGAUGACAGUCAAUAUGAACUAUUUACCUUUUUGACGAGCGUCGAUGGCGAUAUCGUGCAAGCAAUGACUGCUGUUCAGAAGUCCCUUUUUAUAGAUACUGGCACGCGGGUAAUGGAUAAUGGAGAGCAUGCAUUGGUGGAAGCUCUCUAUCACUCAUUAACAAGCUGCUAUGAUACUCUAAAAGCAACCGAGCAUGAUUAUCCAUUCGGACGAAGCCUAAUAUCCACGGCUGGUAUUCUUGGGUUACCUCGACCUACGCUUCUAGAUGCGCAUCAAGAUCUCAGCAAACAGACCUCUCUGAUACCAUUGCCUCAACAAGCAAGAGAAACUUUUCAAUUGAAUGGACGUACGGUUCCUCGGAUAUUUUCGGGGCUCUGGCAAAUGUCCAGUCCUGCUUGGGGGGCUGCAUCAUCCUCCAAGAUUGUGGAACAAUUCUCAAGUCAUGUCCGGCAAGGAUUUACAGCAUUCGACAUGGCUGAUCAUUACGGUGACGCUGAAGUCAUAUUUGGACGCUUUUCAUCUCUAUACCCUCACAGGCAAACGAUAUUCACAGCAACAAAGUACUGCGUUUUCCAUCCGAUGACUGUAUCUCGAGAGGCUGUACAAGCAAAUGUCACCGAGCGAUGCCGCCGAUUGCAGACAGAGAAGAUUAAUCUGUUGCAAUUUCAUUGGCAAUUUUAUGAAAAUCCGGAUUAUCUGAAAGCUCUCCGGUUUCUUACAGAAGACGAUAGAGUUGAAACAGUUGGUCUCUGUAAUUUUGAUACAAAACAUUUGCUUGAGGUGGUCCAAUCUGGUAUCAGAGUACACACCAACCAAGUUCAGUUUUCUCUUGUCGACUCUCGACCUGUCUUCGAAAUGGGCAGCGCUUGUGAGGAACACAGUAUCAAACUCUUAACAUACGGCACAUUGUGCGGUGGUUUCCUUGCCGACAAGUGGCUUGGAAAGCCCGAGCCAGAUAUAUAUGAUGGAUCAAUCACACCAAGCCAGCGAAAGUAUUUCGAAAUGAUACGCAGUUGGGGCGGCUGGAAUCUCUUUCAAGAAUUAUUGACGAUCCUGCGCGCUAUUGCCACAAAACACAAGGUCGGCAUAUCAAACGUCGCUACUCGUUGGGUGUUAGACUUUCCCUACGUUGGCGCCGUCAUCGUUGGGGCACGUAUGGGCAUAAGCGAGCAUACAGAUGAGAAUUUGUCGAGUUUCGGCUGGUCCCUUGAUCAAUCCGAUCGCGAUGCAAUUGAGGAGAUCUUAAUACGAAGUCGAAGGGCUGAGAUAUUCCAAAAGGUAGGUGAUUGUGGAGCAGAGUAUAGGUAG